CAUUUUUCCAAUGUCUUUUGGAAUCUGAUCCUCAAGUCUCUUUUAAGUCCUUUCCCCUCACCUCAAACCUAUGCUCUCUAGUUUUAGACUCCCCUACCUUGGGGAAAAGAUUGUGACCAUUUACCUUUGCCGUGUCUGUCAUGAUUUUAUAAACCUCUAUAAUGUCAUCCCUCGGCCUCCUAUGCACCAACAAAAAAAGAUCCAGCUUCUUAAAACUCAAACCUUCCAGACCUGAAAACAUCCUCGAAAUCUGUUCUGCACCCCUUCCAAAAGCAGGGUAAUCAGAAUUGUACAUAGUACUCCAUAUGUGGAAUUACCAGUCUAGUCAUGAGAAAAUGAAGCUGGUAUUUAUAUCAAUGUAGAAUCUCCUCAGUAUUCAUUAUCCACCUUGGUAUGUCUUGUAGAGCAUUUUGUUUUGAAAGAUUGGUGCUAUGGCGAAUAUUCCUCAAUUAUUGUGCACUGCUCUACUUUUUGGGCUAUAGUAAUGGAAGAGGAGAGGGGCAGGGGAUGAACACAGUCUGGGGAUUCCACCUUGAUAUCUACUUUACCAUUCAUUUUCUCCUUGCACUGACGACUGGACCGAAAACAUUCUUUCCAGCUGGGUCUUUGCAGCAUUUUUUUUGUUUUUAUUCCGCAUUUUGUUUUUAUUCCGCAUCAGUCCCUUUAAUUUUCACCUUUCAAUUGGUCUACUUAACUAUUAUAUUACGUGCCACCACCUCGCCUUAGUUCUCCCUUCGUCUCAUUCAACCUGGUUGCAAGGACGGAGCUGCGGCGUCUAAUUUAGACCCUUGUUUGUUCGUCGAGGAUUUACCUCGAGCGUCUGAAAUCCUUCCAGCGACACGUGGGAGGAAAUAGUCUCUACAUGUGCGCUGCAGAAUCCGAGACAGAAUACUGGUUACGUGCUUCUUGAAGCUUCUUAGCAUUAAAGCCACAAUGAGUGGUUGUACAGCAAACAGCUCCGUGAAAUCCAGCCUAUUUACCUGAAAGGAGAGUUUGGGACACUUCAAAGUCAUACACCAGCCAGCACCCCAGAGUUUUGGGCACCGAUUUUUUUCCUUGGUAGGAAAAUAAUGCAAUGCAAGACCGAGGAAGGCAGCCCGUUUUUCUAACAUUUCACACAAAAGAACAAAGCUUUGAAAUCUGUGCCAACAAAACGUCAACAAGUACAGCGUUGCAUCUAAAUACCUGUAAACUCUGCAGUCGACACAAUGUAAAUACAGUUCAUGGAAAUAACAUUAUAACAAAUAAACGAGAGCUUGGCCUUAUAAUUGGAUUUUGUUUAAAAAAAAUAGGACAUCUAAAUUAUUGCUUUGAACUUCCAAGUUUAGUUUUAUUAAUUAUAUUUUGGAAAUAUACUUUAGAAACCUUACGGUAGCGCUCUUUACGGUUAUUAGUUAAUAUACUGAAUACCUGCAUCAAGAUAUUAUUAACCCGUUUAUUGAAUGAGGUUGUGUGGUGUCGCCUGUUUGACAAUGAGGGUGUUUUUUUUAUAAACUGCAUUAGAAUAAAUUAGACAUAUAAUCCACUAUUGGGUCAAACUACUGCGUGACCCUGUCCCUAUAACGGGAACAGACUCGGAAAGCCGAUUAAAGGGACAAGAGUGUCAUUCAAGGCUAAUCUAACAGAAGGGACUUCUGUCUUCAGAACCGUCUCCUCGGCGCCUGCUUACACGUUCAUUAAGUCCAAAGGAAAGGUAAGUUGCAUGUUUUAUUUAAAAUGUUUACAAAGGCUGUCUUCACCAUUGCCAAAAACCCUCAUAACAAACUAUUGAGAUAUUUAUCAAUAUGACAAGUAAUGUUCAUAGAAAUCUUAGAUCCUCCCCAAACAUACCAAAUGUUUCUGUUGAUUCUCUAUUUUGUAGGUUGUAUCGAAGAAAGAGAAUGUUUGGUUAUUGGUGGAAAGUCUCUUCUGUGUUUCCAUAUGUCCUUCUACUCAAUUCCAUUUUAGUGACAAAUACAGAUGUAUUGAAGAGGACUUCAGGUGAGAGGAGACUGCGUCAAAAUUCACCGGGCCUGCUUCAUGGCAACAUUAAGUCUCAUGAAACGGGAAGCAAUGUACAGAUAAAAGAUAUGAUUCGCCGACAUAAACGAGCCCUUUUGUUUCCAAAUGAUAUUAAACUUUGCCCAGAGGAAACUGUGUCACACGCCAUCGACAGCUACCUCAAGUAUUACAAGUUGAGAGUUUGUCAAGAAGCAAUAUGGGAAGCAUUCAAAAUCUUCUGGGACAGGUUACCCGAGCGGCAUGAACAUCAGACUUGGAUAGAUGCUUGCAAUCAAGGGCUCCUAAAUAUUUUUGACAUUGGAAUGAGUUUCAGCAAAACAGAAGAACACCAACACUUGAUUAUGGAGAAAGUAUCUCUACAGAUGGAAAAUGUAAGUAGUCUAGAAUCAAUCACAACCACAAAUGCAACAUCAUCAGAAAACAACUUUACGCUAGAAGCUGCUGAAAGAAUUUCCAUUGAUGGUAUUAACAUCUCAGUAGAAGGAAAUGAGAACACUACCCCUGGAGAAACUGAACAAGUUACAAAGAAGUCAUCAAAUCAAAUUGUGGAAUUCUUUAUCCAGCUUGCUGGGGAGAAUUAUACCGGAGAGGAACUCUCUGAUCCAGCUAUGUGGGAUUAUCAGAAACUGACUGAUCAUGUCCAUGCCAAGGUAAACUUAAUGAAAGCCUGGAAUGAAAGCCUGGAAAAGUGGUUGUCUGUGCCAAUCAAUGUUAGCAUUAAACUUAGUCAAUUUAUAAGCAACAACAACCACAAUAUAUUGAAAAGCCAGAAUCCAGACAGCAGUAGUAAUGUGACAGUUCACUGCACUGUUACAUUUGAUGUGAACACUGGCGUUUUACCAAACGAAACACUUCAAUUCAUCAACCUAAACUCCGAAAACAUGGAAGAUGACCUUCCCCUGGAAACUGAAAAUCAACCUACAGCUGCGUACACAAUUACUGACUUUAGGAAUUACAUAGUUGAGGCCUUGCAUAAGGAAAAUCUAAUCGGAAAUGGAUCACCAACUUUUAAUCCAGAGACCCUUCAUUUUAUUAAUGAGCAUUCAAUGAAUGAAGCAUUAAACAGCAUUAAAAUUGAACUGGAAGAUCAGACAAUAGAAUCCUGUGAAUUUAUGCUUUUGGCUAUAGAACUUUCAAACAAAGAGGAUGAAGACGGACAAUACCUGGAGAGUAAUGAAGCAUCAGGACAAUUCCAUUCAACAAUUAUUGAUCUGCCGUCUGUCCAAACAAUUGAGGAAAGAUGGCGGAACGCAGAAGCCUCCCCUGUCACUUUAACUUCUUUGGAGCCGCAAAGUAUAUCUGAGGAGCCAAUGCCACUGCCAAGCAGCAGAGAGUUCCCAGUAUUCGCACCAUCUGGAACAGAUGUGACCACAACAAUUAAUGUUGGUGAAAAAACAGAAGAGACCUCGGAUCCCCUCACAUCACAGAUCCUUGUAUCUGACGGUAUAAUAAAGCAGCCCAUUUUUGACAAAGGUACCAUUUUUGACUCCGAAUCUGGUUCUGGGAUUGAAGAAGAAUAUUUGUGGUCCUGGUCUACGAUAGCUUCUCAAACAGUUUCUUCCAACAAGCCACUAAGUGGGACACAGGAUAGCACUUCUAAUCAGUCGGGAGGUGUGAAGACUCAGGAUGAUUUGUCUAUGGAUUAUGAUGCCAAUCAAUCCGACGUUAAUAUCAAGGGAUUGAUUACUAAUCCAACUGCAGUAGGCAUGGCCACAAUCAUCUCAAAUGAAGCAGAUGCACUUUGGUCAACUGAAGCAGCUUCAGGUUUUGGUGCUGGAAUCAUAUCUCAUGUUGCAGAGGCAAUAACAAAAGAAGCCCCAGUUGAAUGGAUGCCAGAAAAUGUGCUAGAAUUAACAAUGCAAACAUCUGAACCAGCUGAAAAUGACUUGGUUGCAGUGUUGCCAGUCACUGAAUUAUCCACAAAAGGUCAAGCUAUAACAGAAACCUUUGUCGUGCAACCGUCUGGAGCACAGACAUCUGCCAGAGGAAACCAAGCCACUGAUUCAUUCAUCUUGGAACAGUUUGCCGCAGGAUCUUAUGCCAAAGGGCACAUGUUAACUGAGUUGGCCACCAUACAGCAAGAAAUAUUGGCAUCAGCUGCCACAGGUCACACAAUGAUAAAGUCUUUGCCUGCGGAAAAUGAGGCAGCAGAGACAACCACCACAGGCUCCAUUAAGCAAUUCCUUACAACAGUUUCCAACCUGGAGCAACUGACCACUGAGCAGUUAUCCACUAGCAGUGGUCUCUCUGCAUCACCAUGGGCGCCCACGGAACUGGGCAUUGAUUCCUCCUCCACGGCUCAAUCAAUACUGGAUUCUUCAAAUAUGAUCCAGAAACACACAGAAUUACCAAAUGACGUGCAACUUUUUAGCAAAAUACCUGCUGCAGUAGACACUGUGUCAUCCAACAUUAAUGAUACUGGAUUGAACAAUCCUGUCUUUCAGAACACAGAUAGUUCUACAGUCGUUGAACGUGGUACUCGAUCAACUACAGGGGUGCCCUAUUCUGAGUACAUUGCCAACACGUCUCUUGCAUACAGCGGACCUGAUAAUGGUGCUAAUUCUGCUAAUGAAACCAUUUGGGUUUUAAACCCCAGGACAACAUCUGCAGCGGUGCAACCCACUGCCAUACCGUCUGUCACAUGGGAUGUGGUGGGAGAGUAUGUUACUUUGGAGCCCCGUGACGCUACUGUUAUAGAGCACAAUGAGGUCAAAUCAUCUCAAAGUGCAUCGCAGGAUAAUGAAGAGUGGUCUGAGGUUCAAGAUAUCUCAGUUGAACUGGAUCAUUCAGACAUAAUCUAUCCUCACGAAGAAUCUAACAAUGAUGAAGAAAUGGCAACUGGCUACAGAGAAUAUGGUGCUACCGCACCAACAGAUCAACCUGUAGCAAGUGAUAGUCGUACAUCUUCACAGGCACUGAUAGUCUUCUUCAGCCUGCGUGUUACAAAUAUGAUUUUUUCAGAUGACCUGUUCAACAAAAGUUCACAUGAGUACAUAACUUUAGAGCAGCGAUUCCUGGAACUUCUUGUUCCUUAUUUGCAGUCCAAUCUAUCUGAUUUUAAGCACCUUGAAAUCCUGAACUUCAGAAAUGGAAGCAUCAUUGUGAACAGCCGUAUGAAGUUUGCAAAGCCUGUACCACAAGAUGUCACCAAUGCUGUUUAUCUAAUCUUAGAUGACUUUUGCAACACAGCAUACCAAAGAAUGAACCUUGCCAUUGAUAGAUUUUCUCUGGAUGUUGAAUCAGGUAAUGGUGCAGACCCGUGCAAGUUUCAAGCAUGUAAUGAAUAUUCUGAAUGCCUGGUAAACCACCAAUCAGGCGAGGCUGAAUGUGUCUGUGAUACUGGGUAUUUAAGCGUAGAUGACCUGCCCUGUCAAAGUAUUUGUGAUAUAGACACAGACUUCUGUCUCAAUGAUGGCAAAUGUGAUACAAUUCCAGGCCAAGGAGCAAUCUGCAGGUGCCGUGUGGGUGAGAACUGGUGGUACAGAGGAGAGCACUGUGAAGAGUAUGUUUCUGAAACACUCGUUGUGGGCAUUGCUAUCACCUCAGUCGCUGGUUUCCUUUUGGUAGCUUCCGUUGUGAUUUUCUUUAUAGCCAAUAUGCUCCGUGCUCAAUAUGCCAAAAGUGAAACUCGCGCAUCGAGAGAAGAUGACGAUAGCCUGGCCUCAGCGGAAAAUGGGACAAAAUAUAACCCUAUGUAUGAGAGUGAUGCCACGACUGCAUAUAGCCACUACAAGAGACGCUACCCACAUUUAUCCCCAAACAGUUCAAGCAGUGGAGAGACAUCUGCCAACUUCAGCAGCGAUGAGAUUCGACAUGUCUAUGAGUCCACUGAACUUAGCAAAGAGGAAAUUCAAGACAGACUUCGGAUAAUAGAUCUGUAUACUAAGGAUAAGCAGUUUGCAGAGUUUGUGCGACAACAUCAGACGUAAGUUGUGUAUAUUGUGCUCACAAAAUCGUGGCACGGCAGAAGGGACUGUUAUGAAACUUAAUAUUGUCAUAGUAAAAUGUGGACAUCUUCAAAGUCAUGGUACAAAUCACUUGGCGCGUUUCAGGAUUAAGGGAUCCCCUUACAUUUACGUUGCGUCAUAUAACGUUACCAAAUUCCUCAUAUUAGAGAAAUAAAAAAUGAGAUAUAAUCUUAAAAUUCAAUCUUGUUACGACAGGAAGAAAUUUUCACACUAUCUAAAAUCUAUUCCCCAUAAUAUUGUGGAUGUGACACACAUGGAUCAUUUCAGAAUAACGUUGAUAGAUAAAAACAUUAGAAGUAGAAGCAGAAAGAGGCCAUUUUGGCCC
Leucoraja erinaceus (little skate) is the source of this 6294-nucleotide messenger RNA. It is a transcript of the gene impg2a, whose product is annotated as interphotoreceptor matrix proteoglycan 2a. Lineage: Eukaryota; Metazoa; Chordata; Chondrichthyes; Rajiformes; Rajidae. Gene Ontology annotation, biological process: visual perception. Bases 1785 to 5930 code for a protein of 1381 amino acids. The record is from RefSeq and is a predicted model, not a curated record. Gene Ontology annotation, molecular function: hyaluronic acid binding; heparin binding. The transcript is spliced from 16 exons.